This is a messenger RNA of Ipomoea triloba (trilobed morning glory), 1210 nucleotides long. Its product is annotated as WRKY DNA-binding transcription factor 70-like. NCBI's taxonomy places the organism in Eukaryota, Viridiplantae, Streptophyta, Magnoliopsida, Solanales, Convolvulaceae. Bases 40 to 906 code for a protein of 288 amino acids. Gene Ontology annotation, biological process: regulation of DNA-templated transcription. Gene Ontology annotation, molecular function: sequence-specific DNA binding; DNA-binding transcription factor activity. The transcript has 3 exons. The record is from RefSeq and is a predicted model, not a curated record.
UUGCUUAGUGGAGUAGUACAGUACAAGUUAUCCCAGCACAUGCAAUCCCCUUCGCCGGAAAACAUGGCCGAAGAUUGGAAAAGGGCCAUCGGAGAGUUGAUUCGUGGCCAGAAGUUAACCAACCAACUAAGGGACUCGUUAAAGGACCCUAAGGUUGCCGACGAUCUACUGCGGCAAAUCUUGGGAACUUUCAACAAGACCCUUUGGAUUCUUAAUAAGUCGUCGAUCGACACCGAUGAGGUUUCCCAGGGCGCCGGCGACCCCAGCUCGCCGUGCUACGACGGCCGGAGAUCGGAGGAUUCCAGUGGUAGCUGCAAGGCUUUUGUGAAAGAUCGGAGAGGAUGCUACAAGAGGAGAAAAGCUUGUGAAACACAAAUCAAAGAAUCCCCAAAUUUGGUAGAUGAUGGUCAUGCAUGGAGGAAGUAUGGACAAAAAGUGAUUCUUAAUUCCAAAUAUCCAAGGAAUUACUUUAGGUGCACCCACAAAUUCGACCAGAAUUGCCAAGCAACCAAACAGGUCCAACAAAUUGAAGAGGAUCCUCCGUUGUACCGUACAACAUACCUAGGGAAGCACACAUGCAGGAAUUUCCAGAAUUGCCCUCAGAUCCUCCUGCAGCCCGAGGACGCCUCUGUCCUACUCUGCUUUGGGCAAAACAGUCAAAGUGACAUGUACACUUGUCUUCCCACAUUUUCUUCCUCCAUCAAACACGAAAGCAAGGAGUACAAUCCCCAUAGCAGCCGCAUCGGAUCCUCCACCUCCGACUGUUUCGUGCCGUCCGAUGCUGCCGGCCACGUGGCGCCGCUGUCGUCGGCGUCUGAUUACGGGGACGUCAUCUCCUCCGGCGGCACAAUGGAUAUGACCCAAUUCAUCGACUCCGACGACAUGGACGAUUUCCUAAUAUACUAGUACCUAAUUAUUCCUUUUCAUUUUCUCUCUUUCUUUUUUCCUUUUUAAUGUAAAAAAAAAAUGUGUAUUUUAUCUCGUUGUGAAAUGAACAAUUUGUAGUAAAGUAUUUACAUUACAAGUUGUAAUAUAAUUUGCUGUUAGUUACGUAAUUAAGUCCUACUCACAAGGCUCAAUGACAUUGUAAUAUAAUGGCACGGAGUGGUUAUCACAGAAUGAGAGGUCUAUGUGUUUAAGUUGGGGUACUAUAGACUCUUUGCAUGUAUUCUUCUCAUCUAUGUUGUACAAAAAUUUUCAAUGAUUAAUG